AUGUGGACCGCCGAUGAGAUUUCCAAACUGUGCUACCAGCGCUUCAGCGAGUUGCCCAAGAGAGGAAAGCCCGAGCCGGGCAGAGAGUGGACGCUUUUGGCCGCCGUAGUAAAGUGUUCAGUGUCCCCGAAUCAAGAGAAAGUUGAGGAGGAGGUAGUGUCAUUGGGAACUGGCACUAAGUGUAUUGGGCGCUCAGCCAUGAGCUCAAAGGGAGAUGUGCUCAAUGACAGCCAUGCAGAAGUCAUUGCCAGGAGGGGUUGCAUUAGGUAUCUGACUGAGCAGCUGCAGAUGGCAGUAUGUGGGCAAGGCAGCACUGUGUUCUGUCAGGGAGAGGAGAUGGGAAAGUGGAAGGUGCAGUCAGGGGUGUCUUUCCUGUUCUUCACAAGUCACACACCAUGUGGAGAUGCCUCCAUCAUUCCCAUGAUGAUUGACCACCAAUCCCAACCCUGCCCACCAAUAAGGUCAGAUGAGCUCACCCCCAUUGGAACCAAUGAAAAAGCAGAAAGAGUGAACCUGAAACGCAGAGCGAAGACACAGACUGAUGGGAUCAAUAAACAUCCUCGAUUAGAAGAACCGGAGAAGUCAGAGGAUGAGCUACAGUGUGGUGGGAGCCUGGUUGAAAAUCAUACUGACAGCCCUGCACAGGCCCCUGCAGAGAGUCCAAGGCCGGAGGGGGAGAAUGCGUUGACAAACGUGGUGUUAAAACAAAGGGACAAUGUUUUGACACAACAGUCUCUACAGGACAUACACCGGACAGGUGCUAAGUGUGUCCCUGGAGGACCAGAGGAUCCCCUCCAGCCCGGGUUAGGGUACCACAGUACUGGGCUGCUGAGAGUGAAGCCUGGUAGGGGGGAGCCCACUCUGUCUCUCUCCUGCAGUGACAAGCUGGCCAGGUGGGCAGUGCUAGGUUUCCAGGGUGCGCUGCUCUCCCAUUACCUACAGGGGGCAGUCUACUUCAGCGCAAUAGUGGUGGGGAGAUGUCCAUACAGCCAUCAGGCCAUGCAGAGAGCUCUGAUCACCAGAUGUUCUGAGGUGACAGCCCUGCCUGCUGGCUACACAGUGCAGCCUCCAGAGCUCCUGCAGUCCAGCCUGGAGUUUGCUCACAGCCAGGCACAGACUGAGCACAAUCAUCAGCCCGGCAAGGGCAGAGUCUCACCUUGUGGCGCAGCUAUCAGCUGGUGCGCUGUUUCAGACCAGCCACUAGAUGUCACUGCUAAUGGCUAUAAACAUGGAGUGACCAAGAAGGCUCUGGGCACAUCAAAAGCAAGGUCUCUUAUUUGCAAAGUGGAACUAUUUCAUUCUUUCCUGUCACUGCUGGCUGUCACUGACAAGUCCCACCUCCCUGAAUCUCUAAGGGGAAAGGAGCUCCAGACGUACUGGGACUACAAGCAGGUGGCUCAGUCGUACCAGCAGGCCUCGCUACAGCUGCGCUCACAGGCCUUCCCACUGUGGCUCCGCAGUGAUCGCGACCUGCUGCAGUUUCACUGAAACACAGCACAACUGUGUACUAACCAGAAACCGUUACCUCUCUGGCUUCUGUCUCCUGUUCCACAUCUCACCACCAACCACCUUGCUCUGGAUAUCACUCACCACCAUUACCUUGGAUUCCCCUCAGGACCUGUUCCCCUGUUCUACUCAGCCAACUCCAACCUCACUCUACACCCCUGGUUUUUGCAACUCAUCUGAGCUACCCCGGUUCUGCACUCCCCAUUUCUCUGUUCAAUAAACAUUUUUGUGCAUUCAUCCCGGCUUCCUAUUCUGAGUCCGCUCUUGGGUUCCCCCCUUCGCUCAUCGUAACACAAGCUAGACAAGCAGUCAUCAUCAUGAAUCACGUAGACUAAUCUACUAGCAAAUCCGUUCCAGUCCUUGUCAUAUAAAGAGAAAUUAUAGACAAAACGUAUCGGUGCUCAUCGGCCAUUGGACAUUACACAACAAGUCGGAAAUGUAAAAUUCAACAAUGAGUGGUUCAGAAGUAAUCAGUGUCUAACUGCAAGCGUUGCAAAGCAAUCACUAUGUUGCUUCCCCUGCCUGCUAUUCGGUUAAGAGGGCCUCUUUCUAGAGCUUCAACCUGAAGAUCACUGGUUCAACAUUGUUUUCCCGGUAGUCUUGAAAGGACCAUAAAUCCAGAGAAUGACAGACUUUGAUGACAGAGUUUGCCCACAAGAAGGACAGUAGCGCCACAUUACUGUUCAAGUGAACAUAGCACAACAACAGUCUAUGGCUUGGGUGGCUGGAGUUUUUAACAAUAUUCUGGGCCCCCCUUUCACACCAUCUGAUAUAGAGGACCUGAAUGGCAGGGAGCUCGGUCCCAGUGAUGUGAUCGAGGGCAGUGCUGUUGCCAUACCAAGCAGUGAGGAGGCCAGUCAAGAUGGUCUCAAUGGUGCAGCUGUAGAACCUUUUGAGGAUUUGAGGGCCCAUGCCAAAACCUUUCAACCUCCUGAGGGGGAAGAGUCGCCGUUGUGCCUUAACAACUGUGUGCCUGUGUGUGGACCAUUUUAAGUCCUUAGUGAUUUGGACACUGAGGAACUUGAAACUCUCAACCUGCUCCAGUGCAGUCCCAUUAAUAUGGAUGGGGGCGUGCUUAUCCCCCCUUUCCUGUAAGCCCACGAUCAGCUCAUUGGUCUUGUUGAGGGAGAUGUUGUCCCGCCAUCACACCUCCUACUUGUCUCAUCGUCCGAUGUGAUCAAGCCAACCACCAUCGUGUCGUCAGCAAUCUUGAUGGUGUUGAAGUUGAAUGUGGCCACGCAGUCGUGGGUGAAUAGGAGGGGACUAAGCACAC
Messenger RNA from Oncorhynchus tshawytscha (Chinook salmon), 2779 nucleotides. RefSeq names its product adenosine deaminase tRNA specific 1 (gene adat1). The record is from RefSeq and is a predicted model, not a curated record. The transcript is spliced from 10 exons. Gene Ontology annotation, molecular function: RNA binding; adenosine deaminase activity. The coding region runs from base 1 to 1488 and encodes 495 amino acids. Gene Ontology annotation, biological process: RNA processing. NCBI's taxonomy places the organism in Eukaryota, Metazoa, Chordata, Actinopteri, Salmoniformes, Salmonidae.